UCCGUAUAAAAAGUGAAUGUCUCUUACGUGCCUCGUUAAAUCCUCAGGAAAGCGUUUUUCGGAGAGGGAAGGGCGGCGUACAUGGCGAAUCAGUCCCAGUGUUUGGACGAUGCUCCCUUUAGGGGCUUCCGCACCACUUGGGGUCCUAUCCCGCCUCAGGUGUACAGCGAGGCGCAGCGCCUGGCGCUGGAGGAGCUUAUCGCCGGAGGCCGGCCGGCUUUCCACGCUUUCCUGCGCCGGGAGAAGAUGCGCGCCUUCCUCUCCGAGUCCGAGAUCCGAGCUAUCUUGCGCGCUGCCGUGGCUCCUCCGGGGGCAGACGAAAGCUCCGGCGGUUCAGACCAGUCCCUAAACGCCUCUUUGGAUUGCUCGUCCCUCACUUACUUCCCGGUGCAAUCCGACGUGGAUCCGCCUGUACUGGAACUGGGCUGGCCGGCCUUCGUCAGCGGUUCUUUCCGGGGGCUCACUCGGGUAGAGACUCAUUUCCAGCCCAGCUUUGGCGAGACCAUUUAUCCCUGCAAGGAGGUGGUGCGCAAACAGAUCCGAUCGGCCAGGGAGGUUAUUGCUAUAGUUAUGGACUCCUUCACAGACAUGGACAUUUUCAGUGAUCUCCAGGAAGCCUGGAGGAGGAGGCUGGUUCCUGUCUACAUCCUUCUGGACCAGGCCUUUCUUUGUCAUUUUAUGGAGAUGUGCAGGAAUCUGGAAUUUUCUCCUGAACAGGAACAUCUGCUGAUAGUCCGGACGAUUACUGGAAACACUUAUUAUGCAAGAUCAGGAGCCAAGAUAAUUGGGAGUGUCCAUGAGAAGUUCAUGUUGGUUGAUGGUGUAAGAGUGACUACAGGCUCCUACAGCUUCACGUGGACAGAUGGGAAGCUCAACAGCAGUAACUUGUUGCUACUCUCUGGCCAAGUGGUUGAGCACUUUGACCUGCAGUUCCGAAUCCUUUAUGCACAAUCAAAACCUCUUAACCCGAAGCUGCCGCCCAGCUGCAGGAACAGUGGUGCCUUUGAGCAUGUCAGCAGCAAAGCAGCACCUUGUAAAGACUUCACAGUUGGUAACCUCCUGCGAGCUGAGUUUGCCAGGCUCUCGAGCACCCCAAAAAAGCUUGAGAUGGAAAUGAAACUGGCUAGAGAGCUCCGAAGAGGCAGGGUGACCGCUAAACGCCCUCACCUUAGUGGCGAGGAAGAGUGGCACAGUGGUCCUGAGGUCCUGGCGAAACCUAAGGGGAUAAAUAGCCAGUCAACUCAGACUGAGCCAUUGGAAGAGAAGCCCACAGCCGCACUCUCUGACUGUGCCACGCAAACCAGCAUUUCAGUGGCGACCACCACCACCCAGACCACUACUCGAUCCAGAAUGGUGGGCACUCAGACAGCAGUUCUGUUCAAGACUGCCAUGACACAGACGGACAAGAGGGAGAAUGUGGCAGUGUCUCAGGAUCCAAGGGUACCUGGUCAAGGGAUUCCUGAACAGAGAGUGGUCUCUAAAGAAGCAUUUCUUGAUCAGAGGGUGCUCUCUAAAGAAACAUCUCCCAUUUCUAGAAAGUCUACCUCAACUUCUUCUAGCGCACGGUCGCUUUCUUCACUGUCUUCCCAGUGCUCUCGGGCAAGCUCUGCAGGUUCCCUAACGUCCCUUAGGUCCAUGGAUUAUCCUGUCAACCACAGGACAGACUAUUUCCGCAAGCUGAACAAGGAAAGGGAAUUUCACUACUCUGUCAUCCGGUCCAAGCUUAAUCACAUGGUUUCCAUGCUGUCUCAGAAGGGCAAUGUGACAGAAAACUACAUAGGCUGCCGUCCAAUGAGGUGCAACUUAAAACCUAGGCGGCAGAUCAGCACUAGCCUAGUAAACCUCAGAGACUUUGCACUGUAUUCAUCAAAUGACCGCUUCUGAGUAAAGGGAAUUGUGAGAGCUGGUGCACACAUCAUAAUUGCAAUGUACAUUUAAUUGCCUGCCCACCCAUUCACACCAAUUUGUGCGACACUGCAGACCAUUCUCAGGUUUUGGUGUGGCAUGGAGAAAUAUCAUUUGAAUGCCAAGUCAAUACAGACAUGAACAAGAUAUGAUGGUAGCCAGCAUAUAGAGACUACUUUAUGUUGCUCUCUGUAGCUUACGUUUUGUGUGCACCAGUUGUAUGUGCUCCCAUCUUUGCCCUUAGACCUGUUAAUUCUGUGCAGCCCUUCAAAAUGUUGCUUUCUGAUGCUUUUUUUGGUCUUAAGUCAUGGGAUAACUUUUUUUAUCAACGCACAAAAAUAUUAGGUAUGUUUUUUUUAAAAAAAACCAGAAGUGCUUACUUUUUUUUGUCCCAAAUAUAUAAGCAUAUGAAACUAUUUUAACUAAGGAUAUGACCCUGUAGAUGAGUUAAUAAGCGAUGGUUAACAAAAGGCACUGCUCAUAUCUUUAAUAUUAAAAGAUGGGGCAAAUUUUCCAGCUAUCAUCUGUUAUUUUUACUGUCUUGUACAUUGUUAAUAUGAAUCUGUUGUGUGUGAACUCUUAUUUUGACUUUGAAAAAUAAAACAUUUCCAAAAAAACAAAA
Rhineura floridana is the source of this 2527-nucleotide messenger RNA. RefSeq names its product protein FAM83D-like. Gene Ontology annotation, cellular component: cytosol; mitotic spindle pole. Bases 82 to 1884 code for a protein of 600 amino acids. The transcript is spliced from 4 exons. Lineage: Eukaryota; Metazoa; Chordata; Lepidosauria; Squamata; Rhineuridae. The record is from RefSeq and is a predicted model, not a curated record. Gene Ontology annotation, biological process: positive regulation of cell cycle G1/S phase transition; protein localization to mitotic spindle; regulation of TOR signaling.